UUCAGUCUAGGAGCCACCUGUAGCAGGCAGCGAGUAUACCACGGAGGGUAGAGCGUCUCUAUCAGCACCGUUAUAUUCACCGUUAUACCGGCUGGACACGGGACUUAACUAAACCGUCUGGUUCUCCUCAGUCGAGCCGUUUUACAACCGAAGACUUGAAAGAUGUUUUUCAGUUAUCUGCCUGUCGUGUGUCUCCUGGGCGCUGUCGUUAAAGGAUUGACAACAACAGAUCCCAUCACACUAAAUUCAUCGUCAAUCGUCAUUACCGAUGAGACAACCCCCCAGAUCAGCAGCGAGUCCAGGACCACCACAGCAGCAGUCAGCAGCAACCCAACUGACUCUCCAUCAGGUCCAACCAGCGCUACAAAACUGUCCACCGCAAGCCCAGAGACAAGUCAUCCCACCAACACCAGUGAGACUACUGCUAUUACACCGACCCCACCCACCAGCAACGACACAACUGCUAUUACACUGACCCCAUACACCAGCAACGACUCAACUGCUAUUACACCGACCCCACCCACCAGCAACGACACAACUGCUAUUAUACCGACCCCAUACACCAGCAACGACUCAACUGCUAUUACACCGACCCCACCCACCAGCAACGACACAACUGCUAUUACACCGACCGCACACACCAGCAACGACUCAACUGCUAUUACACCGACCCCAUACACCAGCAAUGACACAACUGCUAUUACACCGACCGCACACACCAGCAAUGACACAACUGCUAUUACACCGACCCCAUACACCAGCAAUGACACAACUGCUAUUACACCGACCCCAUACACCAGCAAUGACACAACUGCUAUUACACCGACCCCAUACACCAGCAAUGACACAACUGCUAUUACACCGACCGCACACACCAGCAACGACUCAACUGCUAUUACACCGACCCCAUACACCAGCAAUGACACAACUGCUAUUACACCGACCGCACACACCAGCAACGACUCAAUUGCUAUUACACCGACCGCACACACCAGCAAUGACACAACUGCUAUUACACCGACCCCAUACACCAGCAAUGACACAACUGCUAUUACACCGACCCCAUACACCAGCAAUGACACAACUGCUAUUACACCGACCGCACACACCAGCAACGACUCAACUGCUAUUACACCGACCCCAUACACCAGCAAUGACACAACUGCUAUUACACCGACCGCACACACCAGCAACGACUCAACUGCUAUUACACCGACCGCACACACCAGCAACGACUCAACUGCUAUUACACCGACCCCAUACACCAGCAAUGACACAACUGCUAUUACACCGACCCCAUACACCAGCAACGACACAACUGCUACUACACCGACCCUACACACCAGCAACAAUUCAACUGCUAUUACACCGACCGCACACACCAGCAACGACUCAACUGCUAUUACACCGACCCCAUACACCAGCAAUGACACAACUGCUAUUACACCGACCCCAUACACCAGCAACGACACAACUGCUAUUACACCGACCCUACACACCAGCAACGACUCAACUGCUAUUACACCGACCCCAUACACCAGCAACGACACAACUGCUAUUACACCGACCCUACACACCAGCAACAAGUCAACUGCUAUUACACCGACCGCACACACCAGCAACGACUCAACUGCUAUUACACCGACCCCACACACCAGCAACAACUCAACUGCUAUUACACCGACCCCACACACCAGUAACGACUCAACUGCCAUUACACCGACCCCAUACACCAGCAAUGACACAACCUCCGUUACAGCCAUGACACAGUCGAGCAACAUCACAACAACUGCAGCGACCACACAAACCAGCAACGGCACAGCAAGUACAAGUACAGUAACUCCAGGAAUUUCUACAGCUGUACUAACUUCAACUACACUAACAAACUCUACUCACACCUCUACUGAGAAUUCCACAUCCACCACCACACCCUCAUCCUCAACUGUCACCACAAAUGCAACACUCACCCCCUCUGGACCCCCACCCUCUUCACCUACCUCCAUCUCUACCUCCAGCACUCUCCCUGCAAAAACCUCCCCAGGAAGUAGCACUGCACCCCCCAGUGGAAAUAACACCACCCUUAGUCCCUCAACAACAACCUCAGGAGUGACCGACCACACCACUUUGACUCAUUCAACUGAACCAACUAGUGGCAAUACAACAGCCUCAUCCACUACCAAUCCAACCUUCACCACCCCCACCAACCUGCGACCAACAGACAUGACCACCAACAACCCCACCACAGCUGCCCCAACCUUCCCUCCAGUCAUAGUGUGCCCUGCCGUCCCAUGCCCACUUGAAAGCGUAUGUCUUAAUGGUACUUGCCAGUGUCUGUCUGGUAGCUUCCUGGUGAAUGGCCGCUGUGUACCCGCUCAAGUGUUCCCAGGCCAGCUUCAUAUCACCUCCUUGACUUUUGAUAAUGAAAUGAGCAACAGGUCCUCAGCAAUAUUCCAACAGACGGCGGCUCAGAUCUCAGCAACGCUCAGAGAUGCCCUCAAAGAUCUGCAGGGGUAUAAACAGUCUGAUGUUGUGCAACUUGAACCAGGAAGUGUGCAAGCCACUGUAAAUAACAUAUUUGAAAUGACCACCGAUACUCAAGAGUCUGUUGAUCAGGCCAUUAAGAACGCUAUAGCAGCAGCACCAGCAACUGGAUUGUUGGCUCACGCUACAUUUAUAGCUACAAACCUAUGUGAGCAGAAACCAAUACCCUGUGAUAUCUCCACUACAACGUGCACAAAUACAAAUGGCCGUGCUGUUUGUUCCUGUAAAGAAGGCUACAUCUCCAUCCUGUACUCCAACACCACCUGCAUAGCAUGUGCAAGUGGGUGGAGGGCAGUGGGAGACACAUGUCAAUCAUGUGCAUUUGGAUAUGCUGGCUUCAACUGCAAUGAUUCCGCUCUGCUGGCAGUGGUGGUCAUCUCCUGUGUACUGGGAGGAGUUCUUCUCAUCAUUGUUCUGGCUUUGCUCAUAUGCUUUUGCUGGAGGAGAUGUUCAAAGAGCAAGCCGGACUACAGCAGCAGUCCAUACUCAUCAGGUGACAUAAACCAGCCCUGGCCCACUGGCAUCACCCCUAUCCCCCGUGCCUCCACAAACUGUUAUGAAGCUCCUCCCAUAGAGAUGGCAGAAGGAGGCAGCACUCGUGUCCUGGCGGACAAAAAUCAUCAAACCAACGGAUUGUCGGGAUCAUACGAUCUCAACCCAGAUGCAAUGCGCACCUUCAAAGGUAAAAAUCCGUCCCGUUACUCCUAUCUGGUUCAAGGCCACGAGAACCCCUACUUCUUACCAGGAGAGGACAAGAGGAACUGAUGAAGUCCAUGCAGAAAUGUUAUUUAUUCAUUCUUGACCUUGCUUGUAUUAAUAAUAAAUCAUAAAAGACAUUUCUUAACUGGGAAACAGCCACCAAAGAGAUUUAUUCAAACCAUCAAGAACAUUUUAAUUAUUUUUUUUAAGUGAGGUUGUGUGCAUUAUGUCUGUUCUUUGAAAACAGCUAAAUGCUGCAGAUCACAACCAGUAGAUGUUGCUGUUACUCAGUGUAAUUCUCCUGCCGUUUCAUAAGGUACAUUUGACUUUUUUAUGCUUUUAAGAAAUCAUCCUUUAGUAUUUUUAAAUGAAGCUUCUUAUAUUGCUAAUUACACUAAAGUGUUUGUUAAGUUUACCACCAGUUUUCCUCUGAAAUCAAAGGUAAAUUGAAUGUGGGCUUUCAGGGGCUACUAGAUAUUUUUCUUAUGGGUAUUUUUUAGAAAAACUAAUCUUGUACAACUCAAAGGGGCUGGAUCCCCGGUUGGGGGUAUUUUUUUUAAAGGGAUUCAUAUUAUAGCUUUCUAAAUCUGAGUACUCUGUAUUUGUUGAAGCUGCACUUGCAAAAUGUGCCUGUUUUUGUUUGUCUGUUUGUCAAACAGGUAACAUACAAAGCUGAUGAUAAUACCUAUCUCCUGGAUGUGCCAAUUAUUACGUGAAUACAUUUCUUUUGAAAACUCUAUAUAUAUAUAUAUAUAUAUAUAUAUAUAUAUUUAUCAUUGUGUGUCUGAGAUAGUGCACUAUUUUAUAAGUGGGAAAAAGGUUUUGUAAAUUAUUAAAGAUCUUUUGGCACAGAAUGUGUAUGUGUGUAUGUGCGUGUGUGUGUGUAUGCAAUGGAAAUAAAGUCAUUUAAAAACA
Molecule: messenger RNA, 4155 nt
Organism: Sander lucioperca (pikeperch)
Lineage: Eukaryota; Metazoa; Chordata; Actinopteri; Perciformes; Percidae
Exons: 15
Coding region: 163-3306 (1047 amino acids)
Biological process (GO): cell-cell junction assembly
Source: RefSeq, a predicted model, not a curated record